CAGGGGCGUUGCAGGAUUUGCAUGCAGACUUUUUGGGAAAGUCAGUGAGAAUUUACAAUAUUGCAAUAACUUACUUCUAAGCAAACCUGCAAAAUGAGUUCCUCUGAUGGGAUGACCAUUACAGUUAUUGGCAGUGGGCUGAUUGGGCGCUCCUGGGCCAUGGUGUUUAUGAGUGGUGGCUACAGAGUGAAGAUCUAUGACAACCAGCCUGGCCAUGCUGCCAGGGCCAUCCAGGAGGUCAGGAAACAGCUUGAGGAGCUGCAGGAAGCCCACAUGCUGAGGGGGCAGCUGAGUGCCUCAGAGCAGCUAGCCCUACUGAGCAGCCACGAUGACCUCCCUCAGGCACUAGAGGGAGCCUUCUUCGUCCAGGAGAGUGUGUUUGAGGAGAUUGAGGCCAAGCAGAGUGUCUUCCAGGUGGUGGAGAGUCACGUGGGAGAGGGCGUGAUCCUCAGUAGCUCCACCUCCUGCCUGUUGCCUAGCAACGUCUUCUCCCGGCUCCAGAACCGGAAGCGCUGCAUCAUAUCUCACCCGGUGAACCCGCCCUACUACGUGCGUCUGGUGGAGCUGGUGCCACACCCAGAGACAUUGCCGGGGGUGAUGGACACCACCUAUGCUCUGAUGACUGCCGUGGGCCAGGCUCCUGUCAGGCUGAAGAAGGAGAUUGAUGGCUUCGCCCUGAACCGUGUGCAGUACGCCAUCAUCGCUGAGUCCUGGAGGCUGGUCAAGGAUGGUGUCAUCUCAGUCAAGGACAUUGACCUGGUAAUGUCAGAGGGGCUGGGAAUGCGCUACGCUUUUAUUGGUCCCAUGGAAACCAUGCACCUUAAUGCACCUGAAGGUCUGGAGGACUAUCUCCAGCGCUACAGAGAGGGCAUGAGGAGCGUUCUGACCGCCUUUGGACCUGUUCCCGAAUUCUCUGGGGAGGCAGCCAAGCGCAUCAACAAAGAGAUGUGUGAGCUGAUCCCAGCUGACCCGCAGCACCUGUCUGCCAGGAGAGAGAUGAGGGAUCAGCUCCUCAUGGGCCUGGCCAAGCUCAAAAAGUGACCACAGGACUAUCACCACCACUGAUGAACAGGGUGGGCUGGUGUCUGAGACUCUGCUGUCCAUCACUCAGGCCUUCACUGACCCUCACUCAGCCCGAGGAGCAUGGUGAUGAGGAUGACCUGAUCUCUCAGUGGUGCCUACACUGGGGAUGUUACUGAAUACUGUAGCCCUGAGUCCUCACACACAAUCGCUCAACCAAUCUGGGAUGUUACUGUAGGAGCCAUCACACAAAAUAUACUAAUCUGGGGAUCUCAGAAAUAUAACCACCACAUGUUUUAUGCAAUCAACAAGUUGAUGAUCAGACAAGGGAAUUAAUGGUUUGGUCAUACCACAAUGGCUUCUUGAAUUAUGAAUUGGAAUUAUUAAUGUGAAAAACGUUUUUGUUCGAUUUGUUUGAUUACAAUGUUGCAUUUUUCAAGGAUUGUAAUACAUUUUAAUUGUCCUUAUCAAGAACUAGAGAUUUAAAAUAAAUAAGAAACAUGAAUUGAUUGAGGAUACAUCAUAGGGUUUUUCAUAUUGUGUUGUGUCACAUUUUGGACAGCUAUGAUUGGGAUCUGUUAAAUGUGUUGAACAUAAAAAUAAAUUGUUCAGGUGA
Molecule: messenger RNA, 1636 nt
Organism: Coregonus clupeaformis (lake whitefish)
Lineage: Eukaryota; Metazoa; Chordata; Actinopteri; Salmoniformes; Salmonidae
Product: lambda-crystallin
Exons: 8
Coding region: 94-1041 (315 amino acids)
Biological process (GO): fatty acid metabolic process
Molecular function (GO): NAD+ binding; L-gulonate 3-dehydrogenase activity
Source: RefSeq, a predicted model, not a curated record